AUGGUUUACGGGAAUUCGAUUCACAGUGGACGUUCUGUAGAUUUCAUGCCUCGGCUUCAGAGUAUGUAAGAUAUGUAGUUCUUUAAAUCGGUUUUCUUCAGGCGGAAAGAUGGAUAAUUUGGGGGCAACAGCUUCGAGAUCAUCUGAGUCGCGUCGUCGCCGUGGUCGCGGAAGAACUUCGCGCAGGUCGCGGAAUACAUGUCAGCUUGACGAAGAAGGCAUAGCAGGCGGCUGUUACAGCUGCGGCCACUUUGGCCACGAUUCGCGCGAAUGUCCGCGAGACCUCCACAUUGGGAGUAUGUCAGUAGCGAUGAAAAGUCAGUUUCCCCUUUUCAGAUCGAAAACAAUUUUUAUAGUCAUUUUUAGGCUUGGAUAUUGAUAGCAAUGGCUUCGAAGUACAACAGUAUCAUGGAAUAGAAAAAAUGAACUCAACUUCGGUUCGUGACGCUUGGCCAGUUGCUCACAACAUGCAGGUAAACUGUUCAGAAUCAAACGUAGUUACCUUUUUUUAAACUCCGAAUAAAAUUUAUAAUCUCAUAUUUUUCUUCGGUUGAUUAAAAGAGUUUGUUUUCCGUAGCUUUUCUAGCUUUUCUUUUUUAAUUUUCUCAAUUUUCCAUCUUAUUUUCGAGCUUUUUUUCUUUCUUUUCAGAAUAUGAACAAAAAAAAAUGCCAGAACUAUUUUUUCAGCAAUCAGUGUUCGGACGACGUGCAAUCAAGAAAAGAGAAGAUUUGGACUCAGAUUCUUCUUCGAAGAUGUACCAGAAGGUUCGUCUUUUCUCUCAAUGUGAAGUAUUUUUCUGAUCGAAGGAUUUGCGCUCGGUUGGAUCGAUUUCUCCAGUAGGAGGAGCUGAAAGGAAUGUAAACGAAUCCCCAGGUAUUUUAUUCAAAAUUUUUAACUUCCAACUUUGUUGAGCGUCAGUGAAGCCAUUUCGUUUCUUAACUGAAUAAUCAUUAGUUAUUCUGAAAAUAGUAUGGGCUAUCUGUCAAAGUGGAAGGCACGGUGUUCUUAAACGGGGUGGGGAGACGUCAAAAAAAAAAAUUUGGCGCGAAAUUUGAAAUCUACAGUACACAGCCGAAGGCGAUCGAACAAACAAGUUAUUAACGUUUGAUACUCAGUGCAUUUUAUCCGUAGCGCGCACGAAAUUGUUUUUGUAAAUUCAGAAAGUUUGACGCCUCGUUCACCUUCCCUCACCCCAUUAGGAAUGCCGUGGAAGGCAGUCGCAGAUUGUUUUUGAACAAAUUUGAAAAUUUCAGUUCACUCUGCGUUUCUUUUUUUUCAACCUACGAGGUCAUACAAUUAUGGAAAUAAAAUGAAAACAGCGUGUUUGAGAGAAAAAAAAACUCAGAUUUUUCCAUGUUUUGACAAAAUAAUUUUUUUUUUCGAAAAGUCACAUGCAAGUUAUAUGAUUGAUAGUUUGAUUCGAAGUGCAGUGUAAGUUAGCUGCUUAAGUAGAAAUUUGAGUAAAAAAAGAGAAAAAAUUUAUUCAGAAAAAUGGGCAAUGGAAGUUAUGAAGUUACAUUUUGUGCAAAAAAAAUUUCUCCAUAAAUUCUAGAGAGAAUAUUAGGAGAUGAAUUAUGAAGUUUCGGAACAAAGGUGUAAAUGCGAAAAAGUUAUUUACUAGCUUCAGAAGGAAUGCAGAAAUACGAGAUGAUCAAAACGUAUUGGAAGAAAACGGUGGAUGGCGAAAUUGAAGAGCAGGUGACCUACAUCCAUUUUCCUAAAAACUUGCCUUCGAAUAUUCAAAUCAUCACUAAUCAUUCUGUGAAUGCGACUUGAAAAGUUUUACUCUUCUUUUCAUCUAUUUUGUUACUUUUGUUCUGUUUUGUUUUACUUACGGGUUUAAACUUUCAGUAAUUUUUUGCAUCUUGUUGUUCUGUUAUUUUCACUGUUAUGAAUUUUUUGCAUUUUUUGGAGCUUGAUCAUAUUAUCGAUAAGGGCAUAGACAAUUAUUGUUCAAAAGCUUGCUCGUAGUUACCAAAAAAGUUAAUUUAAACUGUUUUCAAAACUUUUCGAGGCUCAAAUGGUGAGCGGAAACGUUUUAAAAACGUGACAUUUUUUUGGUUUUUUUUGCUAACAAAAAAAAUGCUAUCUUUCUACGGUUUGUCUGCAAAUUUCAUUAGGUAACUAGGAAACUCUUGUGAAGAUAUUUGUCGUGGUCAACAAAAUCUCAGAUUGUUUUUCGUGUGAGCACAUGUUGUAAAGCUCGGUGAUUGGUUUCGAUUGACGCCAGCCUCGCGACAUGAACGCGUCGAUUUUCUUCAUUUUUACCAUUCUCCCAUUGGCCUACGGACUUCGAUGUUACGAAGGAACGGUUUCUGGACUCGACAGCAAUCUGCAAACGCCUGCAAAAGUUGGUGAAAAGAUAUUCGUUUUUCAAAAAAAAUUUGGCUUUUGGAUAUAUGUAUUUUUUUUUUAUAAACUUAAGCGCAAUCCUUUUUUUCUUACUAAUUGUAUAUCUUUUAACGAAAAAUCGAAAAUCUGCAGCAUUGCGGUGGAAUAUCGAACUAUUGCAUUCAGCGAAUCAACAAAAAGACAGGGGAAAUGAGGUUGGGCCUAUUCUUCCUCAGAAAUCAAGCUGCAUUCUUUUUCAGACGUGAGUGUAGCUCUUGGAGCGAUGAGCACAGCAUCGAGGAGAAGUGUCCGGUAGGUCUUUCAAAAUGAGAAGAAGUUCAGUUCACUCAACGGGAUCCUCAAAACCGGAUAAAAUAUUCUCAAUAAUGCAAUUUCACUUUCAUUACGGUUUUGUUGAUUUUCAGAUGAGCGGCUGCCAUUUCCAGUCCAAGGAUGAAACUUUUUGCUGUUGUCAGUUCGAUGACUGCAACGAAUGGCGCGGAGAGUAUGUGAACUUUUUUGGACUAUUGGAUAUCAAAGCACAGCUUAGUAAAAAUACUUUCAAAAUGACAUUGAAACGCGACAAUUAAACCGCUUCAAAAUUAAUUUGGAUGUUGUAUCCCUUUUUCAAAAUCGAUUUUCACGGAAGUCAAAGAAAUAUUUAGUGGAACUGAGUUUCGAGCUGGAGAGACGAUUGCGAAGGCAACGAUGCUCCCCACCGUAUCUACUACUAUCCCUCCACUUCGCAGAUCGGUCAGAAUCUUGUUUUCAUGAAAUCGGUUCAUCAAUGAAAGUUUUCCUGUCAAUUUUCACAUUCUUAAAACAUUUAGCGAAUCUUUCUUUUUUAGAGCGCAUCGGUCAACAUCAAAGACAUGAACUGGAAUGUCGACAGUUUCGCUUCAAAGACGACGCCUCGUCCAGCUGCGGCGGCACGCAAGAACUCCGAAAUCGAAAUCAAUUGA
Caenorhabditis auriculariae is the source of this 3294-nucleotide messenger RNA. NCBI's taxonomy places the organism in Eukaryota, Metazoa, Nematoda, Chromadorea, Rhabditida, Rhabditidae. The record is from the annotation of a GenBank genome assembly.